Molecule: messenger RNA, 1812 nt
Organism: Propithecus coquereli (Coquerel's sifaka)
Lineage: Eukaryota; Metazoa; Chordata; Mammalia; Primates; Indriidae
Gene: PGAP3
Product: post-GPI attachment to proteins 3
Exons: 11
Coding region: 673-1635 (320 amino acids)
Biological process (GO): GPI anchor biosynthetic process
Cellular component (GO): endoplasmic reticulum membrane
Molecular function (GO): hydrolase activity, acting on ester bonds
Source: RefSeq, a predicted model, not a curated record
UGUGUGUGUGUGUGUGUUGGCACCAGAGUCUCCUCCCUCUACCUGCUUUAGCAGCCAGCCUGGGGUCAGAGGACUGAAAACAAACAAAAAGGGAGGAGCUGGUCCGGUCCACAGUUCGAGGUCCAGGCCACAAACUGGGGCCUACCUGGGGCCAAAGGAGAAUCAUUUAGAAGCUUCUGGCUGCUUUGCUGAAACAAAAAGCAUUCUUCUGUCCUUGGACUCACCCCACUAUUAUGCAUGUACACGACGGGACCUGUGGCUUCCAUCAUGGCCUGUGCACAUGCGGCUGUCUGGGUGGAAAAUUCUCAAGAGCUGUGCCAGAGAGAAAAUACCUCAUCUUCCCUUGAGAGAGAGAGAGAGAGAACAACAGGACGGAAGUACCCAUUGCCCCCCUCCAGCUUGUUUUCUCCAUCAGAGACCAGCUGUUGCAUUUAUUUUGCUCCUUAACCGAUCAGGAGUCCACCUUCCCUUAACCCAGUCGCCUCAAUAUAAGGAGAUGGCUGAGGGACGAGGGGCGGGGCAGGAACCCACAAAAAUCCGGGAACUUCUAUUCAAACUGGGUGGACGACAGCGGAGAGUACACUAAAGAACACAGGAACUUCCGGUUACUCCGGAAGUGGAAGUUUCACACGCUCCUAAGCUCCUCCCCCGGCGGCGAGCCAGGGUGAAGGCAUGGCCGGCCGGGCGGCGCGGCUGGUGCUGCUAGCUGGGGUAGCUGCAGUAGCAAGCGGCUCCCAGGGCGACCGUGAGCCGGUGUACCGCGACUGCGUACUCCAGUGCGAAGAGCGGAACUGCUCGGGGGGCGCUCUGAAGCACUUCCGCUCCCGCCAGCCAAUCUACAUGAGUCUAGCAGGCUGGACCUGUCCGGACGACUGUAAGUAUGAGUGCAUGUGGGUCACCGUUGGCCUCUACCUCCAGGAAGGUCACAAAGUGCCUCAGUUCCAUGGCAAGUGGCCCUUCUCCCGGUUCCUGUUCUUUCAAGAGCCGGCUUCUGCUGUGGCCUCUUUUCUCAAUGGCCUGGCCAGUCUGGUGAUGCUCUGCCGCUACCGUACCUCCGUGCCAGCCUCCUCCCCCAUGUACCACACCUGCGUGGCCUUCGCCUGGGUGUCCCUCAACGCUUGGUUCUGGUCCACUGUCUUCCACACCAGGGACACCGACCUCACAGAGAAAAUGGACUACUUCUGUGCCUCCACCGUCAUCCUACACUCAGUGUAUCUGUGCUGUGUCAGGACCGUGGGGCUGCAGCGGCCGGCUGUGGCCAGUGCCUUCCGGGCCCUCCUGCUGCUAAUGCUGACCGCGCACGUCUCCUACCUGAGCCUCAUCCGCUUCGACUAUGGCUACAACCUGGCAGCCAACGUGGCUACUGGCCUGGUGAACAUGGUGUGGUGGCUGGCCUGGUGCCUGCGGAACCGGCGACGGCUGCCUCACGUGCGCAAGUGCGUGGCAGUGGUCUUGCUGCUGCAGGGGCUGUCCCUGCUCGAGCUGCUCGACUUCCCACCUCUCUUCUGGGUCCUGGAUGCCCACGCCAUCUGGCACAUCAGCACCAUCCCUGUCCACGUCCUCUUUUUCAGCUUUCUGGAAGAUGACAGCCUGUACCUGCUGAAGGAAUCAGAGGCCAAGUUCAAGCUGGACUGAGGACUCUGGGAGCGGGAUCCUGCCCCCUCCCUGAUGGUUCCCUCUUCUCCCCUCAACCCUCUCCAUGAAUUCUUUUCUCCUUUUAGCUUCUUGAACUUGGACAUGAGGGAUGUGGGCCCAGAAUCAUGUGGCCAGCCCACCCCCUUGCCAGCCCUCGCAGGUCUUAGAGCCUGUUCU